AUGAGUUAUCACAUCACACGGCGAUAUGGCUUCACAGCCCACAGGAGGCUUCUCAGCCCUCAGCUUCUCGUCGCGCAGUCGCAAAUCCUGCGCAUCAGUCGAGCUGUGCAUCAAUCAAGACUCCUUCGCAAUGACAAGAACACCAGACUCGCCGCCAAACGGCCGGCAUCCGUAAACGCAGCCCUCAAUCCUCCAGCUUCAACUCGGCCGCCACCGCUACUACCCGUUGAACCACAGGAGUCUACGAUCAAGUAUUACUUCCAGCUAGGCAAAUCUUAUGCCAAAUUCUUCGCUCAAGGCGUCAAGGCCGUUGUCGCAAAUUUCAGGCUGCUCAACGCCAAGGUCAAGAGCUUGCCGCGCGGAGAGCGGCCAUCCUGGUUUAAGCCGCACUAUAUUCCCAACUCAUUCUCUCGCGCGGAUUGGGUGCUGCUAUGGCGAACCAGGCAUGACCUUUUACGACUGCCCGCUUUUGCCUUGUUCUUCUUGAUUUGCGGCGAAUUCACGCCUAUCCUUGUUAUCUUUGUGCCCGGCAUAUUGCCGUACACAUGCCGAUUCCCAAAGGCACUCAACGAAGCCAUUGAGAAAGCCGAGCGGCGGCGUGCAAUUGCUUUCGACGAGCUGGAAAGCAAGCACCCUCAAGGCGCGCUCAGCCCUGGAGUCACAAAGGCCGUGGCGCACCGGCACGUUCUCAAGGCAUUGGAUCUCCCGGGGGCCAUGUGGGAUCGGCUGGGGUUCACUCCUCCGGGAAUGUGGAAUAUCAAGGGCAGACUGCGCUUGUCGUUCCUGGAAAUCGACGACAAACGACUGAUCGACGGCGAUGGCCCAUCGGGUCUCGAAGUGGAGGAGCUGCGCAUCGCCUGUUCUGACCGCGGCCUCAAUAUUCUGGGCAAGAGUGAGGCGGAGCUGAGGACCCGGCUUGGGGACUGGCUGCGAUUGACCGCGGCCGAAGAGCUGGGAGAGCGAAGGCGACGGAUGGCAACGCUGAUGCUGACAAGACCCGAGAACUGGCCGCAGCAGCGCAACUUUGCCGUUCCUGAGUGGGAGCUGUAA
Messenger RNA from Trichoderma aggressivum f. europaeum, 1050 nucleotides. RefSeq lists its product as uncharacterized. Gene Ontology annotation, cellular component: mitochondrial inner membrane. The transcript is spliced from 2 exons. Gene Ontology annotation, biological process: intracellular monoatomic cation homeostasis. The coding region runs from base 1 to 1050 and encodes 349 amino acids. The record is from RefSeq and is a predicted model, not a curated record. Gene Ontology annotation, molecular function: ribosome binding. NCBI's taxonomy places the organism in Eukaryota, Fungi, Ascomycota, Sordariomycetes, Hypocreales, Hypocreaceae.